Molecule: messenger RNA, 3174 nt
Organism: Ictalurus punctatus (channel catfish)
Lineage: Eukaryota; Metazoa; Chordata; Actinopteri; Siluriformes; Ictaluridae
Product: sphingosine 1-phosphate receptor 3
Exons: 2
Coding region: 535-1545 (336 amino acids)
Biological process (GO): G protein-coupled receptor signaling pathway
Cellular component (GO): membrane
Molecular function (GO): sphingosine-1-phosphate receptor activity
Source: RefSeq, a predicted model, not a curated record
ACGACACAAACACAGAAUUGCAGAUCUAAUCAAACCUCCACAGAUCCCUCCUCGCUUUUUGAGGUCCCUCCCAGUUACAUCCUCUUUAGUGGGUCAUAUGUCUGUAAUAUUCUAACCCUCAUCAUUGCUUCUGCAUGAAGUGGACUGAAGAGGGAAAGUGCAUCACAUAUGCUGAGGUUAUGAACACAAUCCUAUGUCAUUGUCAGUAAAUGGAAACCUUGGUAACUCCAUUACAGCAUUUCUGCAGUGUAAUAGUUCAUUGAAGGAAAUUUCUGCUUAUAGUUCAUUGAAGGAAACUCCACAGCAGGAUGAAGAGUCUUCACAAUCUGUUGGAAUAUGUAGAAGACGGGGGCACUUUUUUUUUUUUUUUUUGGGGAGUAUAAGAAGUUAGAUGACUCCUAAGACCAAGCAAUGCACUAGGAUCUCCAAAGUCCCUCGGUCGUUUUGCAAACCCAGCUGGAAACCUCUCUCACCAGGAGCACCCGGUCUCAAGCGUGCCUUCUUUUCUCUAUUCUACUGCCCCCUGCUGGAGCAAUGGAAAACCAACUCAUACACAAGCAUUACAAUUACACAGGGAAGCUGGACAAUCGGAACACCACCAAUAAGGUUGAUUUAGGUCCCGAGAAGGUGGUGUUUCUGGUUAUAUGCAGCUUUAUAGUGCUGGAAAACUUGAUAGUGCUGAUUGCGAUAUGGAAAAAAGAAAAACUCAACAGCCGCAUGUACUUUUUCAUUGGGAAUCUUGCACUGUGUGACUUGCUUGUCGGUGUGAUGUACACUGUAAAUCUGUUACUGUCUGGGGAACGAACUCUGCACCUUUCGACAGAAGAGUGGUUCAUCCGUGAGGGGAGCGUGUUCGUGGUGCUGGGAGCAUCUAUCUUUAGUCUACUGGCUAUUGCCAUUGAAAGGCAUCUCACCAUGAUUAAAAUGAAGCCUUAUGAUGCUACUAAGAAAUACCGAGUGUUUCUGCUCAUAGGGACAUGCUGGCUGAUUGCUGUGGCUCUCGGAGUGCUGCCCAUCGUGGGCUGGAACUGCCUGGACAACCUUCCAGACUGCUCAGUCAUUUUACCGCUCUACACAAAGAAGUACGUGGCAUUCUGCAUCAGCAUUUUCAUCAUCUUGCUGCUGUCCAUUUCUGUACUGUACGCUCGCAUUUACGUCCUGGUGAAGUCCAGCAGUCGCAAGGUGAUGAAGCACAGCAACUCCGAGCAUUCCAUAGCCCUGCUGCGGACAGUCAUCAUCGUCGUCGGGGUCUUCAUCACAUGCUGGAUGCCCAUCUUUGUCCUCCUGCUCACUGAUGUGGCCUGCAAAACAAAGCAAUGCCCUAUCCUGCAGAAAGCCGACUGGUUCAUUACUCUGGCCACAAUGAACUCGGCUUUGAACCCGGUGAUCUACACCCUGGCGAGCAGGGAGAUGCGACGGAUGUUUUAUGGGCUGCUGUGCGGAUGUUUAGCGGUGCCAUGUAUUGUUGGGAGCAAAGAUAAUGAAGAAGGCAGCAGGAGUAAGAGCUCUACACAGAAUCAGAAACCAUCUGAAGAUCAGGGGUAAUAAGGGAACGUUGUCAUUCAGCCGUCGUAGAAAGCCCGGACUCCUGAAACGAGGUGUAAAUCUCAAAGACCCAUUUCUGACUAGUGUAUAGCCAGGAAUAUUGGGUUCAUCUUCAGAUGUUCCAGCAGAAAAUGGAGGGGUUUUUUUCUCUUGAAUUGAUCAGGCAGCUAAUGACAGCAGAGGAUUACUCUUGCUAGCAGAGGAUUUCAUUCCUGGCUGGUCUAUGCACCAAAACAUACAUUCUGUCAACUAGUCUUAUUCUUCCGUGCUUUAUGAAUACCAUAAACACCAGUAUUCGUUAAGCACACCAAACUGCCAAUCUAUAACUUUUUGUGACUAUAAUCCAUGUACAAUCUAUCAGAUUAUCCAAACACACAUCUGUUCUGAACUCAAACACCAACCCUGAGACCUCACGUGCCAAGGCUGAGGAAAUAUUUGGCGCGAGACACCAUGACAUUUUAAACUGGAAUGGAAAUUUCAACCGAGUCUUUUAACCAUCCUUUUUUUUUUUUUUCGCUUGUUAUAAAAACUGCUCUUGCAUGUUGUAAUUUCUUUGCCCACGAUUAGUUUUUUCAGCAUAAGAGGGCUGUCAAAGAAUUCCAGAUGGUGGUGGGGAAAAAAAAAAAAGACAUGGCUGCCUCGAUUUCCCUUUUUUUUUGUUGCUCCAUUUGGUCUAUAUUUUUGGCAAACUAAACAACCGAAUGAACUUAGUUGUACAUUACAGACUGAACCCAUGUAGCGGAUACAGAUGGAUCCAUAGAAACAGAUGUAGACUCUAGAAAGCAGCAACUUUUGAUGUCAGAUAAUUCAAACUGUACUUACCUUAGACUCGGCUUCACAUUUCAAAGCAAUUAAUUCUACAUGUACCACAGUGAUGAUGAACGCCCGAUUCUCCACUCGUUUCAGUAUGUUAUCAUUUCUAUAUUAACAACAGGUUUUUUAAAAAUGUAAAAAGUGUAUAAUCACAAGUUUUCUGUUUAUGUAGCAGUUUUCGAAGGAGUCUCCAGUGUCAGUGUUUUGUAACAGUUGGAAGUAAAGCCUGCAACUUUAUGUUUUCAGACAUGGGAAAAUCUUCAGGAUGGAGGAAUUUGCAAAUUCUCUGUAACAAGACGAGAUACAUUUUUGUCUUAUUCAUUUUCCAAAAAAAAAAGAGAAAGAGAGCGAGCAACUGUUUUGCAAAUGAACUUUAAACGUCACUAUAAACAAGUAAAAAGUUUGACGUAACAGUUUUUAAAUUAAUAACAAAUUGAAAUCACUGACAAAUUGCUGUGGUAUAAAAGGAAUAAAACAAUUAACUUAAAUCCACCUCCAUCACUGAUUACCUUCCUAUAACAGAAUGCCACAAAGUGUUUAAUCUUUUGCACGUUUUUCACCAAACCGAGCUGAGAUGUUCCGUUCGUGAUUUCAGUCACUCGGAAGAACAAAUCAUUUCUGAUCAUGAUUAGUGUAUUAAUAUUGCUGUUUGAUGUGAGUACGAUGCUUCUGUUACAACUAUGUGUCUUUAUGUUUACAUGUUAUUUUCGGAUGUUAGGUAUCGAAAGGACUUCUGAAAAUGAUAUUCUCAAACUUUAUAAAACACUAAGCUGUAGAGUUCUGAUUGCAUCAUGGUAAAUAAAUUUAGUGAACUUG